This is a messenger RNA of Lachnellula hyalina, 3798 nucleotides long. RefSeq names its product Structural maintenance of chromosomes protein (gene psm1). Lineage: Eukaryota; Fungi; Ascomycota; Leotiomycetes; Helotiales; Lachnaceae. The coding region runs from base 1 to 3798 and encodes 1265 amino acids. The record is from RefSeq and is a predicted model, not a curated record. Gene Ontology annotation, cellular component: chromosome; nucleus; cohesin complex. Gene Ontology annotation, biological process: sister chromatid cohesion. Gene Ontology annotation, molecular function: DNA binding; ATP binding; ATP hydrolysis activity. The transcript has 5 exons.
AUGGGAAAGUUAAUACGUCUUGAACUCUGCAAUUUCAAGUCCUACAAGGGAUCUCACACCCUCCUUUUUGGCGAUUCCUAUUUUACUUCUAUUAUCGGCCCAAAUGGCUCCGGAAAGUCCAAUUCUAUGGACGCAAUCUCCUUCGUUCUCGGCAUAAGAUCAUCCCAACUUCGUUCGACUGGUCUGAAAGACCUUGUGUAUCGUGGGAGGGUGUUGAAGACCUCAAAGAUCAACGAUGACGGUUCUGCGGCUGUCCCUGUUACAAAUGGACAAGCGAAUGGCGACGCCGACGGCUCAGACGAAGAAACACAAUCGCAGCGACCAGCGCGCAAUGAUCCUAAGAGCGCCUGGGUCAUGGCCGUCUAUGAGGAUGAUGCCGGCGACGAGCAGAAGUGGAAGCGGACUAUUACGCAUCAAGGGACAAGCGAGUACCGCAUCAACGACCGCUUGGUGACUCAGGCGGAAUACAAUGAAGCAUUGGAGGAAGAGAACAUUCUUAUUAAAGCCCGGAAUUUCCUGGUAUUCCAGGGUGAUGUUGAACAGAUUGCUUCACAGUCUCCCAAGGAUCUUACUAAACUCAUCGAAUUGGUUUCGGGCAGCUUAGAGUACAAGGCCGAAUACGAGCGCCUGCAAGAAGAGGCAGAGCAAGCUGCCGAGAACCAGAAUUACAACUUGCACCGUCGCCGAGGUAUCAACUCAGAGAUAAAGCAAUAUCAGGAACAGAAGAAGGAGGCCGAGGCAUUUCAAAACAAGCAAGAAGAGCGAGAUGAUGCCAUCGUUCAACACAUUCUUUGGAAACUAUACCACUUUCAACGUGUGAUGGAAGAGUCGAGUGCCAGUAUUGAGGAGCACCACUCAAACCUGAAGGAAUUCCGUCGGAAUGUCGACCAAUACCAGAAGGAAUUAGAGCAGGCCCGUCUCGCAGCAUCUGACGUCAACAAGAAGGUGACCAAGGUGGAGAAAAGUAUCAAGAAUAAGGAAAAGGAAAUCGAACAGAAGGAGAGCAGCCUAGUCCCGAUCGACGAGAAAAUCGGAAUUACUACGAGCACCAUUGAGAGGAUACAAAGGAGGCUGGAAGCUUUGUCUAAGGAACGUGGUGAAAACGAGAUCAAAAUCAAGGACUACAAGAAACAGUUAGUCACCGUCGAGAAAGCACAAAAGCAAUUCGAACUCCAAUGGCAAGAGACGUUGAAGAAACAAGGCAAGCAGCUGGACGAGGCGGAUCUCAAAGAGUACUAUAGUCUCAGAACUCAGGUCGUCACGAAGACAGCCAGCAACCAGUCCAAAUUAGACAACCUUGUUCGUCAGAUGAAGACAGAUGAAGUGACGGUCAAUAGUUUGAAGGGGAAGGUGGAAGCCUUCCAAGCCACCGUUGAGAAGCUGGAAGGGGAAGUCAAGUUCCUCCAAGAGCGGAAAGAGUCUACAAAAGCUUCUGUGACCGAGAUUUCGAAGGAGAUUGAUGCCAAGAAAAGGGAGUACAAUCAAAUACAGUCCGAACGCGUUCGCACCAACCAACUUCGCACUGAGCUCGACGAAAAAUUGCAAGAAAUUUUAAAGUCACUCACCGAUGCUAAUGCUAGCAGAAGGCAGAACGACAAGGAAGCACGAACCAGGGAAAUGAUUGUGUCUCUAAAGCGCAUCUUCCCAGGUGUUCGAGGGCGUGUUGGAGAACUCUGCAAGCCGAAGCUGCAUAAAUUUGACGAAGCUGUUAUCACUGCCCUUGGUCGAGACUUUGAUUCUGUUAUCGUGGAUACCGAGAAAACUGGUACCGAAUGUGUCCAGUAUCUUAAGGAUCAGCGCUUCUCUCCAAUGACUUUCAUUCCUCUAGACAACAUCAAGGUCACUGCAGUUGAUGCUAAUUUGAAAGGUCUGGCUAAAGCUCGCCUGACUAUUGACACUAUCGAAUUUGAUUCGUCUCUUGAGCGUGCAAUGGCAUAUGCUUGUGGAAGCUCAAUUGUUUGUGAUGAUCUUGCAACUGCAAAGCAAAUUUGCUACAAGAAAGGGAUCCAAGUCAAAGCAGUUACCAUGGAGGGCUUCGUGAUUCACAAGGCUGGUUUGAUGACUGGGGGUCGGGGGCCCGAGAAUGGCAACAAGCGCAAAUUCGAAGACCGAGAUGUCGAAAUUCUGCGAAGACAGCAGCAAAAGAUUCAGGAUCAAAUGGAGGCGCUUCCUAGAGUUAAUCGCAGGGGCGCAGCUGAAGAGACAUUGCAGAAUGACUUGACUGGACUGGAGCAACGUCUCGCCUACCAAAAGAGCGAACUUGCAGGUUUCGAGAAGAAUCUUGCGAGCAAGAAGAAAGAGUUGUCUCAUGAGGUGUCUCAAUUGAAGGAGAUGAAGCCCAAGUUUGAAGAGAAGCAGUCUUCACUUGAAAGCAUUCGGGGAACUGUACAGGAGUUCCGGGACGCUGUUGCCAAGGUUGAGGAUGGUAUAUUUGCAAGUUUCUGCAAGAGAUUAGGAUACUCAGAUAUUCGGAGCUAUGAAGCACAGCAAGGCAGUUUGGAACAAGAAGCUGCAGGGAAAAAGAACGCUUUUGCGGUCCAGAAGAAGAAAUUGGAGCAGAAUGUGAAUUGGGAGACUAAUCAAUUCAAAGAAUUGGAUACUCGAGUCAAGAAGUUGGAAGGACAAAUUGAGAACCUUGAGAAGGAUAUCGAAACGUACACUAAGGAAAAGGAAGAGCGAGAGGCAGCAAUCGAAGUCGACAAAUCGCAAGUGACGAGUUUAGAAGACGAACUGGCAAAACAGAAGGAAAAGCUUGCGGCAAGGAAUGAAAAGGUCAAUCAAGCCCGGGCCGAGGUUACAAAACGAAGCAAGGAGAUUGAGCAACGCACCAAAGCAAUCACUGCCUUGGAGACCGAGAUCCAACGAAAUAGCGCUGGCAGAUAUACUAUGCUACGACGUUGUAAGCUUGAGCAGAUUACGAUCCCAUUAACCGAGCAGUCACGAAAGCUUGAUAGUCUUCCAGUUAACGAAAAUCUUCUCCAGGCUGACCCUGAUGCAAUGGAUGUUGACGAGGACGAAGACGAAGAUGGAGAAGCAAUCCAGGAGGCAAUGAAGGACUACGGAAUCGAGGUUGACUUUGAAGGCCUCGAUGCCGAUCUCAAGACGCCCGAUGAAGAAGAUGUUGAAGAACAGUUGCUUCAGAAGAUCACCGACCUGAAUUCCGAACUUGAGAAACUCAACCCCAACAUGCGCGCUGUCGAUCGCCUGGAUGGCGUUGAAGCACGCCUGAAAUCCACAGAAAAAGACUUUGAAGAUGCUCGACAUCAGGCCAAGGAGUCCCGCGAUGCCUUUAACGAAGUUAAGGAGAAGCGUUUCGAGCUGUUCAACAAAGCCUUCUCACACAUUUCGGAACAAAUAUCUCACGUUUACAAGGACCUCACUCGCUCCGCUGCAUUUCCUCUUGGUGGCCAAGCCUACCUUGAUACUGAGGAUGGCGAUGCUCCGUAUCUUUCUGGCAUCAAGUAUCAUGCAAUGCCUCCAUUGAAGCGUUUCCGUGACAUGGAACAUCUGUCUGGUGGGGAGAAGACUAUGGCUGCUCUUGCUCUACUAUUCGCAGUCCAUUCGUAUCAACCAAGUCCCUUCUUCGUAUUGGACGAGGUCGAUGCAGCACUCGAUAAUGCAAACGUGGAGAAGAUCAUGAGCUAUAUCCGGGAGCAUGCUGGACCUGGAAUGCAGUUUAUUGUCAUCAGCUUGAAGACAGGUCUGUUCCAGGGCAGUGAGAGCUUGGUGGGUGUGUUCAGAGAUCAGGAGGCAAACAGCUCUAAGACGUUGACGCUGGAUUUGCGUAAAUACGCAUGA